GUCAUCACGGCGAGCUCUGCAAGACGCAAGGCUCAGCCUCGAAGCCAUGGAUGGACGGACAGAUAUGCAAGCCCAAAUGCCUGAAAGGACGUCGCCGUGUCGGCCACAAAAGGACAUGUCCAAACACCUUGUCGGUGGCUAUGCCCAUGACUUGACAGGCUUUUGCACUCUUAUGGCCGAAACAUAUGGAUCUGCCUCGAGAUCGAUGAGACUAUAAGGAGCCCAGAGUACACCGGAAAGACGCUGCUUCAUUGUCUGAGAGCAUCAUUCAGAAUCUUCUCAGCGAGAUACAGCGUGAUCAGCGUACUCUCCAGAGCUCCGCUGACCUCACUUGACCUUUUUCUCCACGCCUACCCGUGAGUCCCCAAGCGUGCUUCUAUCAACUUUUCUGUUCUCCUUUUUGCUCUUUGGCUUGGGCUUCUGCGCCUCUUUCAACUCUUCAACAUGGGGCUCUUCAAUGACGGUUCAAAAACGACUUCGACGGCUCUUGCAGCUUCAGCGACAUCUGCGGCUGUCACUGCAACUGCAACUUGUCCGUCCGACGCAUUCUUCGAUACAGCAACGGAACCUGUCGUUGGCGAUCAUUCGUUCGAUGACCUUGCCAAAAUUAUCGCCGGCGCCUGCACCAUAUUUACAACGGUCGUUUGCUUCGGCCUUUGCUUUCUGCACUUGGUUAAUUACCGUGUUCGAUCUGAACAGCGCCAGAUCGCGCGCAUCGUGCUCACGCCCGCCAUCAUAUCCAUUUUCGAGUUCUUCGGCAUCUGGAAACCUGACGCCUCAGGCUUUUUGAAACCAAUCGGCGAGUACUACGAUGCCCUCGCUCUGGUCUCCCUAUACCUGCUCUUUCAAACACUCGCCACACCCUCGGAGUCGCGUGGCAGCCCCAACGUGCUGUUCAACAACCUCCCCGAUCUGUACGCAGCGCAUGCUUUCAACAACGCCAAGGGGAAUCAGCUCAGCUCGUACUACAGAACGUGGUGGGCUGUGUUUCAAAUCGUGCCCGUCCGCGCCGUCAUGGUGAUCGCUACGAUGGCUGUCUACGGCACAAUCUGCGACCAGCUCAAGGAUAGCAAUAGGCUGUACACCAUCAUCAGCGCCAUCACCACCAUCUCGACUGUCAUCUGUUUCCUCGCAGUGAUCCGCUUGAUGAAAUACAUCAAUCCCUCACUCAAGGGACACUCGCCCGUCAUGAAGACGGUAUCUCUCAAGGGUCUGGUCGCCUUCUCUGUCGCCUUGCAGCUGGUCAUGUCCAUCCUGAAGUCUGCAAACGCGAUCCACCCCUCCUCCAAGAUGAGCAAGAUAGACUGGUUCAUCACGUUCCCGAGCCUGCUCACCUGCGGCGUCUCCGUCAUCUUCGCUGUUCUCAUCGUCUCGCCCUACUGGAUCUCCCCGUACACCGCGAAAUCGCUCCCGGGCGCCCAGAAGACCGGAUUCUUCCGCGCCGCCGUCGACCUCGUGAAUUUCACGGACAUCCUUUUUGUGGGCCUAGCUCGCCUGCCGUCCGCCGUCGCAAACUGGAAGAGGAAAGGCGCGUUGGACGAGCAGGCCACGUACCGGAAGGCCCCUGGCUCGGAGAGCGGCCCUGUACUGCCUCCACCGGUCUACAGCUCCUACGGAAGGCAGGAGAACAACUACGAGAUGAACGAACAGCCGCGACGGUACUGACGAGAACAAAAAGAACGGAGCAUAAGGCAACUUGCGAUUUGAACGGCUCUUAAUCUUGCAUUUUGGGAAGUUUUUUUUUUCAUCGCCGACGUGCAAAACGUGGCAUCGACGGCU
Molecule: messenger RNA, 1779 nt
Organism: Verruconis gallopava
Lineage: Eukaryota; Fungi; Ascomycota; Dothideomycetes; Venturiales; Sympoventuriaceae
Exons: 3
Coding region: 445-1665 (406 amino acids)
Biological process (GO): transport
Molecular function (GO): transporter activity
Source: RefSeq, a predicted model, not a curated record